GCCUGGCUUCUGUGAGUUUGUCCAAGCCCCCUAAAAUAGCAGUCGGCGCGUAAAUGUGCACCGAAAUUACUCGUAUCCAAGCGGAGACACCGAUAUAGCGCCUCGAGUCUAUAUCCAGAUACUGACUUCGGAGCAGAGGUUGUAUGUGACCUGAGGAGCAGCAGCAGACCAGGCCCACCAUGUGUUAGGAGCUCCACACAGAAGAGCCUGUUGUUCCUGUCAUAUCUUUGAAGGUUCCACACACUGGAAGAGCCAUGGGGCGCAAGAAGAUCCAGAUCACCCGCAUCAUGGACGAACGCAACCGGCAGGUGACGUUCACCAAGAGGAAGUUUGGCCUGAUGAAGAAGGCGUACGAGCUGAGCGUGCUGUGUGACUGUGAGAUCGCCCUCAUCAUCUUCAACAGCUCCAACAAACUGUUCCAGUACGCCAGCACCGACAUGGACAAAGUCCUGCUUAAGUACACCGAGUACAACGAGCCGCACGAGAGCCGCACCAAUGCAGACAUCGUGGAGAAAUUACGAAACAAGGGCCAUAAUGAGUGUGCUAGCCCUGAGGCAGAGGACACUUUCGUGGAGGACCACUUCGACUCUGACUUACUGUACAAGCGCUGCGCCCCCAGCGGCCUUCCCCAGCAGAACUUCUCCAUGCAUGUGGCGGUCCCCGUGUCCAACCCGGGCUCCAUGUACACCCCAGGGGCCACUCUGGGUGGGCCAGACAGCGGCAUGCUCAGCCCCGGCGCGGCCCCUCUGCACCGGAAUGUGGGUUCCAGCGGAGGCACCCACAGGCACCCAGGCACAGGGAAUGGAUUUGUAAACCCCAGCAGAGGGUCCCCUGGGCUGGGUCAGAAGGGGGUCCACGCCAAGUCACCCCCGCCCGCAGCCCAGAGCCUGGCGCUGGGCAGAGGCAAGCCCGAGCUCAGGGUGGUCAUCCCGCCGGCCUCUAAAGGGCUCAUGCCCCCUCUGAACUCACAAAGGCUCAGCAGCUCAGCACCCUCUCAGUCCCUGGCGACCCCCGUGGUGUCAGUGAGCACCCCGAGCCUGCCCCCUCAGAGCCUGGUGUACUCGGGCAUGCCCUCCUCCUACAACCCCGCCGAUUACUCCCUGAGCAGUGCGGACCUUUCCUCCCUUCAGGGUUUCGGCUCCCCGGGGCUGUCGCUGGGGCCGGUGUCGGCAUGGCAACAGCAUCCUCUGGGCCAGGCGGCGCUCAGCUCUCUGGUCGGCGGAGGUCACCUACCUCAGGGCUCUAACCUGUCCAUCAGCACCAGCCAGGGCAUCAGCAUCAAAUCAGAGCCCAUCUCUCCCCCUCGAGAGCGCCUCACCCCCUCCAACUUCCCCCCUCAUCACCCACCCCCGCUCCCUCCGCAGCAGCAGCUCCAGCAGGGCGCCCCCGGCAGGCAGGACGCGGUAGGACGCUCCCCCGCAGAUAGCCUCAGCUCCUCGUGCAGCUCUUACGACGGCAGCGACCGCGAGAGCCCGUCGGUCAAGAGGCUGCGCAUGGACACAUGGGUGACCUAAGAGGGGUCAGGGGAGUGCUCCAGCCCCCCACCCCAGAGAAGGCAGGGUGCAACCAGGCACGGACCGCCGCUACGCCCAUGGUCCACGGAGCUUUUCUUCAAACUAUUAUUUCGGCGCGUGAGAUUGAUUGUGAACGGUAAAUGGCGUUAAUGGAAAUAUGGACGUGCACACGCAGCAGGUGCAGGUACUCAGAGAACCUUAGUUACAGUAGUUAGGUUUGAAGGCGUGGUGGAUGGGGACUCCCUAAAAGCUCGGCAUUUCGUCCGGGGACAGGACUUAAUAUUCUAUUGCUACCACGGCAACCUACUUUUAAAGUGUGUUUUCCUAUUCACCUGUGUUGCCAGGUAUAAAAAUCUGACUCUUUUGACAAGGCAAAGCUCAUUUAGGCUGAAAAUUAUACAGAAAACACAUCCAGCUUUUUUUUUUUACUUUGCGUUGAUGCAUCAGGAUGGCUAUGUUGAUUUUUGACAAUAUAUUUUUUUUCACAGUCAGAUGAAGGCUAGAGUUAGGAUCAGAGUUAGCUUUAGGAACAGGUAAGAUUAGGAUUUUGAGACAGGUUUGCCAUCAGUGUCUUGGCAAAACUGAGCUGUCAUGUUUUGUAGACCAAAAAAAAAAUAUAAAUAAAAAUAUAAGUUCACAAAAAAAACUCGCUAACCUUAAUAUUUGCUGUAGUUAUCUCUGCUGAUUAUGAAAUGAACUCACUUUCCUUGGAAAACACAACACGCGACAGUUAGUUUGCUUUGAUUGACAUAGAACACUAAGCCACGCCCCCGGACGAAAUGCCGAGAAUGCUAAUGGAUGCUAACUGAUGCUAACGAUCAGAGCAUUUAAGCUUAAGCCACAGGAACCUAUUUACAAUGUACUGCAGGAAAAGCUGUUACUAUACAAUGUUUUUAAUAUAUAAGUGGCCUCUUCUUUGCCAAUCCAUACAUCACCACACACACGCCUAGUUUAAUUAAGGCGAGACACUGCAGGGAAAACUAUUUUUAAAUUGGUUCAUUUUAAACGGUUUGCAGUGGUCCAAAGUUAUUCCUCACUUGCCUUUCUGCAUUAGGAGCAUCGUAAUUACUCACCCUGAUGAGAUUUUAAGCACUUUUCACAACUUCUAACAACAACUAGCAUGUUAACGGCUACACAGCUGACUUAUUUUGACCUUGUACAACACAUCUGUACUGGGGCGAGACACAUUUUGCUCAAAUACCUGGGGAAACAUUGAGUACAGGACCUUUAAAGUAGCACCUAUAUGCACAAAACUUUACAACAUUGUACUUUUGACUGAUAAUACAGAA
This is a messenger RNA of Periophthalmus magnuspinnatus, 2803 nucleotides long. RefSeq names its product myocyte enhancer factor 2aa (gene mef2aa). Gene Ontology annotation, molecular function: DNA-binding transcription factor activity, RNA polymerase II-specific; protein dimerization activity; histone deacetylase binding. Gene Ontology annotation, biological process: positive regulation of transcription by RNA polymerase II; cell differentiation; heart development. The transcript is spliced from 9 exons. The record is from RefSeq and is a predicted model, not a curated record. Lineage: Eukaryota; Metazoa; Chordata; Actinopteri; Gobiiformes; Gobiidae. Bases 255 to 1514 code for a protein of 419 amino acids.